Peromyscus leucopus (white-footed mouse) is the source of this 2253-nucleotide messenger RNA. It is a transcript of the gene Hexim1, whose product is annotated as HEXIM P-TEFb complex subunit 1. The transcript has a single exon. The record is from RefSeq and is a predicted model, not a curated record. Gene Ontology annotation, molecular function: 7SK snRNA binding; cyclin-dependent protein serine/threonine kinase inhibitor activity. NCBI's taxonomy places the organism in Eukaryota, Metazoa, Chordata, Mammalia, Rodentia, Cricetidae. The coding region runs from base 611 to 1678 and encodes 355 amino acids. Gene Ontology annotation, cellular component: nucleus; nucleoplasm; cytoplasm. Gene Ontology annotation, biological process: negative regulation of transcription by RNA polymerase II; negative regulation of cyclin-dependent protein serine/threonine kinase activity.
GGGAGGGAGGGAGGAAAAGAGGAGGAGGAGGCGGAGGAGAACUGAGCGGAGCAUCGAGCCAGAGGGGAGAUGAGUUUGUCUGUCCUCGGCUAAGGCUCCGGCCCGGCCUGGGGAACUGGGAGCUCGGGUUGGAGCGACACCCGUGGAAGUGGGAGGAGGUAGCUCUGGGACUUUAACCCCUUGUGGGCUCUGCGGCAGGGGAUUUAACCCUUUGUGGAUUCGGCCCCUCGGAGGCAGCGUCAUCGGGUAGUUUUAACCCCUUCGGGGCUGGGUUUAACCCAUUGGACUUAAACCUCAUCUCCUUGCCAACUCCUCCAUCGUGGGAGCGCUCGGCGGGCAGGCGUGAAGCCCACCCCUCCGAACAUUACGUACUGUGCCUGCCGCUGCACCCCCUUGGACCUGCUAGUUGGCCACGCUUGUGAGCGCUUAACCCUUUAUUGACUUAACUCCAAGUUGCGAUUGGAGUUUGCUGACAAGACGGACGAAAGGCGUCACUGCAGUCAUUACCGGCCGAAGAGGACUUUGUUGGACAUUUUCUGAAAAGAAAGAGAAACGUCUUUUUCCUUAAGCCAAAAUUCCUCAAACUUCCAGAAGAGGACUCUACUAAGCCAUGGCCGAGCCACUCUUGUCAGAACAUCAACACCAGCCUCAAACUAGCAACUGUACAGGUGCUGCUGUUGUCCAUGAGGAGCAGAACUCUGAGCGCCCCCCAGGCGCGGAGGAACGGGUGCCCAAGGAGGACAGUAGGUGGCAAUCGAGAGCGUCCCCGCAGUCCGGUGGCCGUCCGGGGAAGGAGGGAGAGGGGGGCCUGAAGCUCCAGCCGCCCCCCCUGCAGACCAAUGACUGUUCAGAAUCGAGCUGCCUGGAAACGGGCGAGAAGGGCCAGAAUGGGGAGGACCUCUCUACUGGCGGUGCCUCCCCGUCGGUGGAGGGGGAAGCGAUGCCCCUUGUCCUGCCAGGUCAUGACUCGGAGGCCACCAAGUUGGGGGCUCCUGCCGCUGGAGCCGAGGAAGCAUGGGGACAGCAGCAGAGACAACUGGGCAAGAAAAAACAUCGGAGACGCCCCUCCAAGAAGAAGCGGCAUUGGAAGCCAUACUACAAGCUGACCUGGGAAGAGAAGAAAAAGUUCGACGAGAAGCAGAGCCUGCGAGCCUCGCGGGUUCGAGCUGAGAUGUUCGCAAAGGGCCAGCCGGUCGCGCCCUAUAACACCACGCAGUUCCUCAUGGAUGACCACGAUCAGGAGGAGCCUGACCUCAAAACCGGCCUCUACCCAAAGCGGGCAGCCGCCAAAUCCGACGACACCAGCGAUGAGGACUUUGUGGAAGAAGCUGGUGAGGAGGACGGGGGCAGCGAUGGCAUGGGAGGGGACGGCAGCGAGUUUCUUCAGCGGGACUUCUCGGAGACGUACGAACGGUACCACGCCGAGAGCCUGCAGAACAUGAGCAAGCAGGAGCUCAUCAAAGAGUACCUGGAGCUGGAGAAGUGCCUCUCGCGCAAGGAGGACGAAAAUAACCGGCUGCGGCUGGAAAGCAAGCGGCUGGGUGGCGUCGACGCGCGAGUGCGGGAGCUGGAGCUGGAGCUGGACCGGCUGCGCGCCGAGAACCUCCAGCUGCUGACCGAGAACGAACUGCACCGGCAGCAGCAGGAGCGAGCGCCGCUCUCCAAGUUCGGCGACUAGACUGAAAACUUUUGGGGGGAGGGGGCAAAGGGGACUUUUUACAGUGCUGGAAUGUAACAUUAUAUACAUGUGUAUAUAAGACAGCGGACCUUUUUAUGACACAUAAUCAGAAGAGAAAAUCCCCCUGGCUUUGGUUUGGUAAAUUUAGCUAUGAUGUUGCUUGUGUGCUUUCUCCUGUUCUUUAAUUAUGUGAAACUGAAGGGUUGCUUUUCUUGUUUUCCUCCUUAGACGUUGUUUCUUAAUGUGCAAGUAAUUUGACCAAGUUAUAAUGCAUUUUUCUGUUAAAAAAAAAAAUCCCCUCCUUAAGCGGAGCUAUGAGGUGGCCAAAUCUGAGACCCAUUGCAGUCAUCCUAGUUAUAAUAAAUUUAAUGUUUGUAAAUGUAACAGUUUCAGUGUGAUUUCUAGAGAUUCAAAAUCGUGCUGAUUGUGUGAUUGUACUUUUGAGGAGGGUUUAAAAAAUGUUAAAUUUAUCAGUUUGCAAAAAGACUUGAAGAAAUUGUUUGCCCCCCCCCCAAUGGUUUUAAUAUACUUCAAAAUACAGUUCAGGUAAAAUACACUCAGUUUUAUCUUCAGUA